Molecule: messenger RNA, 1428 nt
Organism: Penicillium daleae
Lineage: Eukaryota; Fungi; Ascomycota; Eurotiomycetes; Eurotiales; Aspergillaceae
Product: universal stress protein
Exons: 3
Coding region: 1-1428 (475 amino acids)
Source: RefSeq, a predicted model, not a curated record
AUGUCCGUCCAAAGCUCCCCCAAGCCCUCCUUCGAGUCCGAAGAGAGACCAGAGUCCAGACAAAGCUUGAAUACACCCGCGCUCUCCGCCCAUCGACGUAGUAUCUCCUUCGAAGCCAGCCCGCGAAGUGAGAGUCCGCGCCGACGAUCCAUCCAAUUCAACGUCGGCAACGGGGAGUCGCAACUACCCAGUCGCUCCCACAUCAUCAAGGAGAAGCGCCUUUCAUACGCAGAUGCGCCAGUCAUUAGGGAUCUAGAUGUGGAAAGAGAGCCGCGGGCUCCAUCUACAAGUCGCGGGCCAUCUCCGCCGCCGCCAAAGACCUAUGAACGUGGUGUUUCAUUCAAUACCUUUGAUAACCGUGACGCUGCAGAUUUCUCGUUGACCCUCAACUACAAGCAUAAGGGAUACCAGAGUACCCGACGGAGCAGGACGUUUCUGUGUGGCACGGACCAGAAUGAUUACUCCGACUUUGCGCUGAACUGGCUGAUUGAUGAGCUGGUUGCUGACGGGGAUGAGAUCGUUUGUCUGCGCGCGGUGGAAAAGGACUCGCGUAUGGCGAGCGAUGCUGGAAUCGAGGAGGGCAAGUAUCGCCAGGAAGCGGAGAGGCUGUUCGAGCAGGUCAUCCAGAAGAACAGCCAAGACGAAAAGGCUAUCAGCUUGGUCUUGGAGUUGGUCGUCGGGAAAGUGGAGGAGAUUAUUCAACGAAUGAUUCGUAUCUAUGAGCCGGUUAUGCUCAUCGUCGGAACCCGGGGCCGAAACCUCAAAGGAGUCCACAGUCUCCUACCCGGCUCCGUCUCCAAGUACUGUGUCCAGCAUUCACCAAUCCCCGUCAUCGUGGUCCGCCCCUCACCCAAGCGCGAGAAGAAAAAGAAGAAGCGUCGUGCAGACCCAGCCCGACGCAGCUACAAUCAUCUUCUUGAACUGAGCGAGAAACGUGGCAGCCGUGUAUUCAACACUAGCUCCAGUACCGAGAGCAGCGCCCUCAAACUACCUGAUGAAGAAGCUGCCGUCGCUGAAGCCCUGGGACUCCCGGCAACGUACUCUCGCAAUACCUCGCGAAGCUCCUUAUCUGUAUCAGAUCGGAGCAGUCUAAGCCUCGAAGAUUCAGACCCGACCUCCCCUGUCCCAUAUUCUCUAGACUCUGUUCUUAUGAGAAGCCCCUUGAGCGGUAGCUUCUCUAGUUCGGAAGAGAGUGUUGUGGACAGCGAACUACCGCGGCGGCGAUCUUCAUCGCCAAUACCCCCGCCCCGAUCACAGUCGCCCUCCCCGGAGGAAGAUUCCUCAGACGAGUCAGAGCAUCAAGACAAGGAAGAAAGUGCAACAGACCCGAUCUCCGAAGCAACUGAUGCUACCGCUAAACGGAUGUCGAUACCCGUGAUAGAGGUCUCAAACGAAAAUGAGGAGAAAGGCACAGACAAGGCUGAGUGA